UAAUAUUCGGGCACAAGCAGCGAACAUAACGGAUAAGUGUUAUCCUCAUCUUCUCUAUCUAACUCACUGAUAAGAAGGAAAAGCAGAGAGAUUUUGGUGUGAAAAUGAACAUCGCCACCUAUCAUCGUCGCUCAAAUCUCAUGUUAAAUCCUCACAUAGACAAGACUAUAGCGAAGAGUGGGCAAGCAAGCUCAAAUAAUGUUACAUUCAUGACAAGAACACAAGGAAGAAGAAGAAGAAAUAUGGGAUUGUGUUUAGUAAGAGCAUGUGCAGGCGAAGAAGAAUCCGACAAUCAAAGUAAGCCCGAGAGAAGAAGUUUUUUGAGCUUAGCAGAAGCUGGUCUUGUCGAAAUCUCGGGCCUUGGUGCCCACGAGAAGUUUCUCUGUCGACUAACGAUAUCGUCAUUGAAUUUACUAAGAGUGAUAUCGGAGCAAGAAGGAUGUUCAAUAGAAGAGUUGAAUGCUGGAAAAAUAUGCGACUGGUUCUUAAAAGAUAAGCUGAAGAGAGAGCAGAACAUGGAAUCCGCCGUUCUUCAAUGGGAUGAUCCUGAUUUUCCAUUUUAAUAUUUUCUUAUCAUUAAAUUUUAAGACACAAAAGAGUAUGUAUGAUCAUCCAUUAAUUGGAAAAUAUUAAGUCGAAAUGUUAAAGGUUCUUCAUUAAUAGGUAAGUCUUAUU
Raphanus sativus (radish) is the source of this 675-nucleotide messenger RNA. RefSeq lists its product as uncharacterized. Bases 105 to 563 code for a protein of 152 amino acids. Lineage: Eukaryota; Viridiplantae; Streptophyta; Magnoliopsida; Brassicales; Brassicaceae. The transcript has 2 exons. The record is from RefSeq and is a predicted model, not a curated record.